This is a messenger RNA of Diospyros lotus (date-plum), 3044 nucleotides long. RefSeq lists its product as uncharacterized. The record is from RefSeq and is a predicted model, not a curated record. Lineage: Eukaryota; Viridiplantae; Streptophyta; Magnoliopsida; Ericales; Ebenaceae. The transcript is spliced from 4 exons. The coding region runs from base 1569 to 2297 and encodes 242 amino acids.
GUUGGCACUCCUCUGUUCUAAUCACGAGAUUCUGUCUUCCUAUCAGACUAGACUUCCCAAUCAAGCCGAAAACUGCAUAGCCAACGCUGAGGAAAGGUGGGUGAGCAUCUUUGAGGCUAGCUUCCCCCAUGGUUUCAGCCUUCCGCUACACGAUUUUGGUCUUCAAUUUCUUAGAGCUAGUGGUUUAGCCCCGGCCCAGCUGCAUCCUAACGGCUGGGCCCAACUGGUCGCCUUUUUUGUGCGUUGCCGGGAAAAGGACGUGAUCCCUUUGAUUGAACUUUUCUUCUGUUUUUUCUAUCUUCGCUUGGUAAAAAAUAGAUUCCAUUUGUAUACCUUGCACCGCCCCCGUCUCGAGGAUCGCAUCUUUCAUGAUUCUCCUGCUAAAACUGAAUCCUUCGACACAAAGUGGUUCUUGUUCCAACCUCCCCCCGACGUAUGGAAUGCCCCUCCGGGAGCAAUUUCGUGAGGUCCGCCGAGCCAUUCUUCAGGACGGCCCCUCGCAUCUUUACAAUUACCUUUUGGCCGAUAGGUUAAUACGGGCUGGGUGGAUUCAAGGCUUUGCUGAUGCUCCCCACCACCGGGCCCCUAGAGCCAUGUCAAAUCGUCCACCUACUGCUCAUAUGGAUGCAAAGGAAGGGGACAUCCCUCCACGAGAGGAGCAUUCCCCAGAGGAUAUGAGACGAAUGGCGUUGGGGUCACAAAGGAGGGUAGCGACUACUCCCGCUCCUGAGGGUGACAUACCUGAGUCAGCAUCUCCUCUCCCUCGCCCAAUGGAAGAGGUCGGUGAGGCUGCUGCUGCUCCUCGCCAAAGGAAAAAGAGAAGAAGCCGAAGGGAAGCUUAAGAAGAUGCAGGCACCUUCAUUCCUCUUACAGAUAUGACCAUUUCGGAGGAAGGAGAGAUCCCUGCCACCGAUGAACCCCUCCCUCGCACGUAUGCAUUCCCCACUCUAGCCUUUUUCGGUGAGGAGAGCCACUGGGGUCCCUCUCCGAGACGCCAUGGAAUUGCGGGGGCUGCGGUGGGCUCUAGUCGAAGUCCCCUUGGAGAAGCAGAGGCCGAAGUGGGCUCGAGGUUUGAUCAGGAAGCGGUAGAUGCUGUUCAUAGACGAGGACGCGGUUUCUUUUGGCGUGCUAUGAUCAAUCCUCAACGACCCAGUCGUCGGGUGCUAAACAUCGAAGAAUCUCAACAAGGCCUUCGCCCCAUUCUACCCGAGAUGCCUCCUCCCAUCCAGAAAGGAUACGACUUGGGCCACGGGCGUUGGGUGAGAGGCGAACCUUUCCAAAUCCAGGCAGGGGUUUUAGAUACAGACACGAUCGACACGCCCGGUGUUGGAGCUCACCUGCUAUAUUCCACUAUUCUUCCCCGCGACGAGAGUCGGUAUUUUCGGAACCCUCCCGAAGAUAUGAAUAAUUUCGAACACUACCUGGCCAUUGGAGCCCAGGGAGCGGUGGCAGCCAACGCUGUCAACCGAGCUCGCUUGGCGGCCAAGGACGCCGAAUUAACCGACUAGAGGUGUCAUUCCAUCUCUUGGAAUCGAGAACGAGACCGCUUAAACCGGUGCCUCCAAGAUAUGGAGUAUGCGGAGAGGGAAGCACGCACUGAGAAGGAGCGCCUACCUUCUUCUUAUCGAUCUCUAGAGAUAAGCCACGUCGAAAUUCAAGCAGAAAUGGAAUGCGGCCAAGGCACCCAUCAAGAGGAGGUUGCCCGAUUGCAGGCGGAGCUAACCGAUGUUGGGCAACAAAGGGCGGAGGCACAACAUGAAGCCGCUAUGAUGAAAACAGAGAAGGAGGAAGUAUUGAGCAACUACCAGAGGAUCGUAGAAGAGGCUGUGAAGAAAGCGGUUUGCGACUAUCGACUUUUUGCGGAUUACUUUCGUCGGAAAGACGAGUAUGCCUCCUGUUACUCCAAAUUCGGCUUCUAUCAUGGUCGUAAUUUCCUAGAGGCGACUCGGCCACAUGAAUCCUUCGAAGACAUGGUUUUCAACAUUGCCAUGACCACUGUCCCUCCUCAAGACUGGAGGAAGUAUGAGCCAAAUGAUUUGGGGCCUGACGAGAGCGUGCGACGGGCGCUGGAGGAUGACUUAAGCAAUCUAUUGGGUCCUUGGAGUCCUUUCGUGUCGGAUCUCGAGGAGGGUGAGGCACACGCAUGCUCAGCUGCUGUUGACGCUAUCCCUACCCUGGCCGACACCAUCCACUUCAUUGAGCAAGGUCUGGACAAGGACACAACCAGUCAAAUUCCACCAUGUUGGUUCCCCAGAGAAGGCUCAAGGGGGGUGGAUGAUCCUCCCCACCAAGACUAGCAUAGGCUGCUUUCGUUCCAUUUCCUCUUUUGUAAGAUCGGAAUGUAUUUUGUGUUGGAAGUGAGUGUGUGUGUGUGUGGCUUUCUUACCAAGCUUUAUUUUCCUUCCUUUAGAAGCUUGGUGACUUUCCUUCCAAGUCUUGCUUUUCUUCCCCUAGAAGCUUGGUGACUUUCCUACCAAGUUCUUCUUUACUUGGUCUCCAAGUUCUAGUCUUACUUGGUCUCCAAGUUCAAGCUUUUCUUGGUUCCCAAGUUCAUCAAGCCUAUAUAUAUUUGCUAAGCUCCCUAAGCUUGAUAGAAGUUUUGAAGAGUUUGAUUUUCUCGAGUUUUACAUCAUUGAGAGCAAGCCCGUCCUGAGUUCUGCUAGCUCCGGUCGUUCGUGGCUGCCGUUCACCGGAGAGGUCGUUUCAUCCUGCUGAGACAGUCGCCGUAGUCUGCUUGCCGCCGGUGCAGGGCGCUAACUGUCUUCAGGACAGCGCAAAGCGCGACUCGACCUACUUCUGUUCCUGCCUCUUCCACAAUCCAGAAGUUUAUUCCUGAUUCCUUGUCGUUCCAGCUGGGAGCAGUGCUGUUCAACCAUCUUCUCUGAUUUGCUGUUUUAGUCUGGUAACCUCUGUUGUUGUUCAUUUAAUUAUAAGCUCUUGUUACCAUAAAUAUCAGCUGUUAUAAUAGUGGUCAAGUAUAUAGUAUAUGUUUCUUGUAUCGUAGCCGGUUAGAACUACUUUCUUGUAUCAAGCAAGUUACUUUU